This is a messenger RNA of Purpureocillium takamizusanense, 585 nucleotides long. RefSeq names its product RBR-type E3 ubiquitin transferase. The record is from RefSeq and is a predicted model, not a curated record. Bases 1 to 585 code for a protein of 194 amino acids. The transcript has a single exon. Lineage: Eukaryota; Fungi; Ascomycota; Sordariomycetes; Hypocreales; Ophiocordycipitaceae.
AUGGAGGCUCAACAAUUGCUUCCGGAGCUCAAUGAUGUUCAGUACUGCACAGACGUCUUGCAAAUCCCCGUUGACCAGUCGGAAGUAAGCAUCGACCGCGAGCUCGUCUUAAGGGCCAACUCUCUGGGUAUCAAGGCAACAUUGCCCUCGCUUUCCGAUUCCAAUCACAGUACCUCGAGUUCUGCGUCGCAGUCAACCGAUUCGACCUCAAAUGAUCAAGUCUUUUCGACGCCAUCAGACGGGACGAACAGCGCAUACCUGACGCCCCAUUCCUCCAUCUUUGGUCCCCCGAGUCCAGAUCCGGGAGCCCCAGACUCCACAGCCAAGUCAUUGCGAAACUUCAACUUUGGCCCUUACGAAAAGUAUCUGGCGCGGAAUGCGUCAGCGUUGGAGAGCGACCGGCGAAAGUCCAGCGUGGGCGACAGCUCGAGCCAAAGCAUAUUCAGCGUCAGUACGAAGAAAAGCCUGUCUGGGUUUAGAAGUCGCAUGAAGCUGAGAAAGAGGCCAUCGCGGUCAAUGGAACCUGGGCUGUAUGUCUCUGUCCUGUCGCCGCUGCGAAUGCACAAUCUUCAAGCAAACAACUGA